AUGGUCCAGCUGGGGAAGCUGCUCCGCGUCCUGACUUUGAUGAAGUUCCCCUGCUGCGUGCUGGAGGUGCUCCUGUGCGCGCUGGCGGCGGCGGCGCGCGGCCAGGAGAUGUACGCCCCGCACUCUAUCCGGAUCGAGGGGGACGUCACCCUCGGGGGGCUGUUCCCGGUGCAUGCCAAGGGUCCUAGCGGAGUGCCCUGCGGCGACAUCAAGAGGGAGAACGGGAUCCACAGGCUGGAAGCGAUGCUCUACGCCCUGGACCAGAUCAACAGCGAUCCCAACCUGCUGCCCAACGUGACGCUGGGAGCGCGGAUCCUGGACACUUGUUCCAGGGACACUUACGCGCUCGAACAGUCGCUCACUUUCGUCCAGGCGCUCAUCCAGAAGGACACCUCCGACGUGCGCUGCACCAACGGCGAGCCUCCGGUUUUCGUCAAGCCGGAGAAAGUAGUUGGAGUGAUUGGGGCUUCAGGGAGUUCGGUCUCCAUCAUGGUAGCCAACAUCCUGAGGCUCUUCCAGAUCCCCCAGAUCAGUUACGCAUCAACGGCACCUGAGUUAAGUGAUGACAGGCGCUACGACUUCUUCUCUCGUGUGGUCCCACCUGACUCCUUCCAAGCUCAGGCUAUGGUGGACAUUGUAAAGGCCCUAGGAUGGAAUUAUGUGUCUACCCUUGCAUCUGAAGGAAGUUACGGAGAGAAAGGUGUGGAAUCCUUCACGCAGAUUUCCAAAGAGGCAGGUGGGCUCUGCAUUGCACAGUCUGUGAGAAUCCCCCAAGAGCGCAAAGACAGAACCAUUGACUUUGAUAGAAUUAUCAAACAGCUCCUGGACACCCCCAACUCCAGGGCCGUCGUGAUUUUUGCCAACGAUGAGGAUAUAAAGCAGAUCCUUGCAGCAGCCAAAAGAGCUGACCAAGUAGGCCAUUUUCUUUGGGUGGGAUCAGACAGCUGGGGUUCCAAAAUAAACCCACUGCACCAGCAUGAAGAUAUUGCAGAAGGAGCCAUCACCAUUCAGCCCAAGCGAGCAACAGUCGAAGGGUUUGAUGCCUAUUUUACGUCACGCACACUUGAAAACAACAGAAGAAACGUAUGGUUUGCUGAAUACUGGGAGGAAAACUUCAACUGCAAGUUGACAAUUAGUGGGUCAAAGAAAGAAGACACAGAUCGCAAAUGCACAGGACAGGAGAGAAUUGGGAAAGAUUCCAACUAUGAACAGGAGGGUAAAGUUCAGUUUGUGAUUGAUGCGGUCUAUGCAAUGGCUCAUGCCCUUCAUCAUAUGAACAAGGAUCUCUGUGCCGACUACCGAGGGGUCUGUCCGGAAAUGGAGCAAGCUGGGGGAAAGAAGUUGUUGAAGUAUAUCCGCAAUGUUAAUUUCAAUGGUAGUGCAGGCACCCCAGUAAUGUUUAACAAGAAUGGGGAUGCACCAGGGCGUUAUGACAUCUUUCAGUACCAGACAACAAACACCACCAACCCUGGUUACCGUCUGAUUGGACAGUGGACAGAUGAACUUCAGCUCAAUAUAGAGGACAUGCAGUGGGGUAAAGGAGUCCGGGAGAUCCCCCCCUCAGUGUGCACACUGCCAUGCAAGCCUGGGCAAAGAAAGAAGACUCAGAAGGGAACUCCGUGCUGCUGGACCUGUGAGCCUUGUGAUGGCUACCAGUACCAGUUUGAUGAGAUGACAUGCCAACAUUGCCCCUACGACCAGAGGCCCAAUGAAAACCGAACCGGCUGCCAGGAUAUCCCCAUCAUCAAAUUAGAGUGGCAUUCCCCCUGGGCCGUCAUCCCUGUCUUCCUAGCAAUGUUGGGGAUCAUUGCCACCAUCUUUGUCAUGGCCACUUUCAUCCGCUACAAUGACACGCCCAUUGUCCGGGCAUCUGGGCGGGAACUGAGCUACGUUCUGUUGACUGGCAUCUUUCUUUGCUACAUUAUCACUUUCCUGAUGAUAGCCAAACCUGAUGUGGCCGUGUGUUCUUUCCGGAGAGUUUUCUUGGGCUUGGGUAUGUGCAUCAGUUAUGCAGCCCUCUUGACAAAAACCAAUCGGAUUUAUCGCAUAUUUGAGCAGGGCAAGAAAUCAGUGACAGCUCCCAGACUCAUAAGCCCAACAUCACAGCUGGCAAUCACUUCCAGUUUAAUAUCAGUUCAACUUCUAGGAGUUUUCAUUUGGUUUGGUGUUGACCCACCCAACAUCAUCAUAGACUAUGAUGAACAUAAGACAAUGAACCCUGAGCAGGCCAGGGGAGUUCUCAAAUGUGACAUUACAGAUCUCCAAAUCAUUUGCUCCUUGGGAUAUAGCAUUCUUCUCAUGGUCACAUGUACUGUGUAUGCCAUCAAGACUCGGGGUGUCCCAGAGAAUUUUAAUGAAGCCAAACCCAUUGGAUUCACUAUGUAUACGACAUGUAUAGUGUGGCUUGCCUUCAUUCCCAUUUUUUUUGGCACUGCUCAGUCAGCGGAAAAGCUCUACAUACAAACUACCACGCUUACAAUCUCCAUGAACCUAAGUGCAUCAGUGGCGCUGGGGAUGCUAUACAUGCCGAAAGUGUACAUCAUCAUUUUCCACCCUGAACUCAAUGUCCAGAAACGGAAGCGAAGCUUCAAGGCGGUAGUCACAGCAGCCACCAUGUCUUCACGGCUGUCACACAAACCCAGUGACAGACCCAACGGGGAGGCAAAAACAGAACUCUGUGAAAACGUAGACCCAAACAAGUAACCUCUGAGGACCCCAGCUUGCACUAAGAGGACUGAGCAAAUGUGUCCAAAGCCUGUUCUUGCUGAAGUGACCCAAACACUUAGAAGAACAUGACAAGAAUCAGCAAUCCCACUUCACGUGAAAAGUGCAAGCACACCUGGCGAUGUGCACAGGCAUACAGUCAGGCGGUGGUCCAAGG
Molecule: messenger RNA, 2881 nt
Organism: Puma concolor (puma)
Lineage: Eukaryota; Metazoa; Chordata; Mammalia; Carnivora; Felidae
Source: RefSeq, a predicted model, not a curated record